ACGACUUGCAGCCUCUAAAGAGCCAACACUCUGUCAAAAUCUAAAGUUAAUAAUGUUAAUAAUUGUGUCAAUAAUUGUUAGCGUCACAAGUAAGUUAAUAAUGUUUGUCAAAAAAAAUAUUUAAUAACCAAAAUUGACCAAGGAACUUUUUUAAUUAUAAAUUAUUAUAACUUUCACAAAAAUAAAAAAAAAAUAAAAAAAAGACACCGGAGACAGUCAGCGGCGGCAUUUGGACUGGACGUGCGUUAUAUUCUAUUUUCAUCAUAAGUCAGAAACUCUUCUAAAAAUGAAUGGGUAAACAGUAAGUGGAGUCGUGCGUGGCGUGAUUGAAUAGAAUCGAUUAUUAGAAUAAUUCAUUUUCAUUUCGUUUUCUUCCUUUUUCCUCCCAAUCAUCAAAUCAAUCAAUCCUACAUUGCCGCCACAGCUGCAGGUUUUAUAUUAUAUGAGCUAUUCAAUAUAGUUGUUGAUUUCAUUGCACGGUUAAUGCGCUUGUACAGAUAUGAAGGAGAAGAGAGUUAGUAAUAUUUAUAUGUUGGAUGAAUUGGAAUCUAGAUUUCCCUCAUCUUCUGACGCUGAAGCUAAAACACGUCGAUUUAGUUUUGAUAAAUUAAGCCAUGAUGGUGUCCAUGUUAGCAGUAAGACCUCCUCAAGGUCUUUCAAAAGAGGAAUAAGAAAAGGAUCUGAAGGACUCAAGUCAAUUGGCCGAUCACUUGGAUUUGGGGUAUCUAAGGCUGUGUUCCCAGAAGAUCUUCAAGUUUCAGAAAACAAGAUACUUGAUCCUCAAGACAAUUUUUUGCUCUUUUGGAAUAAGCUUUUUGUUAUCUCAUGCAUUUUGGCCGUGUCUGUGGAUCCGCUGUUUUUUUAUCUCCCUGUCAUCAAUGAUUCGUUACGCUGUCUUGGUAUAGACCGAAACUUGGCAAUUAUAGUUACCACAUUGAGGACAUUUAUCGAUGCUUUCUAUCUUAUACACAUGGCUCUCCAAUUCCGUACUGCAUAUAUUGCUCCAUCAUCUCGUGUUUUUGGACGGGGUGAGCUUGUCAUAGAUCCGACACAGAUAGCAAAGCGAUACCUACAGCGAUAUUUCAUCAUUGAUUUCUUAUCAGUGUUGCCCUUACCACAGAUUGUGGUGUGGAGAUUUCUUCAGAGUUCAAAAGGUUCAGAUGUAGUCACAACAAAGCAGGCCUUACUUUUCAUUAUUUUGCUUCAGUACAUUCCAAGAUUUCUCCGUAUAUUACCAUUGACUUCUGAACUUAAGAGAACAGCCGGUGUCUUUGCUGAAACUGCUUGGGCUGGCGCUGCAUAUUAUUUGCUAUUGUUCAUGCUUGCCAGCCAUAUAGUCGGGUCGUUUUGGUACUUGUUAGCUGUUGAACGCAAUGACUUUUGCUGGAAGAAAGCUUGUAGUGACAAUGGAUACAACAAGAAAUUCUUGUAUUGUGGCAACCAAUACAUGCAAGGUUAUAGUUCCUGGCAGAAUAAAAGUGAAGCUAUUCUUACAUCACAGUGCUCUACAGAUAAUGAUAAUCCUCCUUUUGACUAUGGGAUAUUCACACAAGCCUUGAAAUCUGGCAUUGUUUCAUCUAACAAGUUCUUGUCCAAGUACUGUUACUGUUUAUGGUGGGGGCUUCAGAAUUUGAGUACACUUGGCCAGGGGCUUCAAACUAGUACUUACACCGGGGAGGUUAUCUUUUCAAUAACAUUAGCCAUAGCUGGCCUUAUCCUCUUUGCACUUCUGAUUGGUAACAUGCAGACAUAUCUUCAGUCUCUUACCAUUAGGCUUGAGGAAAUGAGAGUCAAGAGACGUGAUUCAGAACAGUGGAUGCAUCAUCGUCUGCUCCCACAAGAGCUUAGAGAGCGUGUGAGACGAUAUGAUCAAUAUAAGUGGUUGGCGACACGUGGUGUAGAUGAAGAAUGUUUGGUACAAAGUCUCCCAAAGGACCUUCAAAGAGACAUUAAGCGUCACCUUUGUCUGGCAUUAGUUAGAAGGGUUCCUUUAUUUGAGAGUAUGGAUGAGAGAUUGCUUGAUGCUAUAUGCGAGAGACUGAAGCCAUGUUUAUUUACAGAGAAUACUUACAUUGUUAGGGAAGGAGAUCCGGUUGAUGAGAUGCUCUUCAUCAUACGUGGUCGUCUCGAGAGUGUUACUACAGAUGGUGGGAGGAGUGGCUUUUUUAAUCGCAGUUUUCUAAAAGAGGCAGACUUCUGCGGGGAGGAGCUUUUAACCUGGGCGCUUGAUCCCAAAUCUGGCUCUAACCUCCCAUCUUCUACUCGAACAGUUAAGGCUUUAAUGGAGGUUGAGGCUUUUGCGUUAACUGCUGAAGAGUUGAAAUUUGUUGCCAGUCAGUUUAGGCGCCUUCACAGUAGACAGGUUCAACACACCUUCCGCUUUUACUCCCAACAAUGGAGGACUUGGGCUGCAUGCUUUAUUCAAGCAGCAUGGCGUAGGUAUUGCAAACGAAAAACUACGGAGCUUCGUCGAAAGGAAGAACCCGAGGACUCAGAAGGAACUCGCAGCAAUGUUGGUGGCAGUUCAUACAGUCUUGGUGCGACAUUAUUAGCUUCAAGAUUUGCUGCAAAUGCUCUUCGUGGUGUACAUCGCAAUCGGAUUGUGAAGAGUUCCAGGGACUUGGUCAAACUACAGAAACCUUCUGAGCCCGACUUCACUUCUGAUGAUAUGUAAUACAACUCGUCUCCUAAAGUGCAUGUUUUCUAUGCAAGGUUAAAUGGUGAAAGCAUCACAUAAUCAUUCCGGUUGAGUUGUGAGAAUCGCUAGUGUUGUACUACACGUCUGGUUAGGCCUGCCACUGAGGUUGCAAAGAACUAACUGUUUACAACAUUAUAAAAUUGUUUAGGUCAUUCUUUGGCCGAUGUGUAAGGAAAGUGAGAUUAAAAUGAGUGUGGUUUUUUAA
This is a messenger RNA of Trifolium pratense (red clover), 2903 nucleotides long. RefSeq names its product probable cyclic nucleotide-gated ion channel 5. The transcript has 8 exons. The record is from RefSeq and is a predicted model, not a curated record. Gene Ontology annotation, cellular component: membrane. Bases 500 to 2674 code for a protein of 724 amino acids. Gene Ontology annotation, biological process: transmembrane transport; monoatomic ion transport. Gene Ontology annotation, molecular function: monoatomic ion channel activity; protein binding. Lineage: Eukaryota; Viridiplantae; Streptophyta; Magnoliopsida; Fabales; Fabaceae.